Molecule: messenger RNA, 882 nt
Organism: Camelus dromedarius (Arabian camel)
Lineage: Eukaryota; Metazoa; Chordata; Mammalia; Artiodactyla; Camelidae
Product: olfactory receptor 1S1
Biological process (GO): G protein-coupled receptor signaling pathway
Cellular component (GO): plasma membrane
Molecular function (GO): G protein-coupled receptor activity; olfactory receptor activity
Source: RefSeq, a predicted model, not a curated record
AUGAAGACCUUGUGUUCCUUUCUCCAGGUCGGCAGAAAUAUGCAUCAAGGAAACCAAACCACCGUCUCUGAAUUCCUCCUCCGGGGACUCUCCAACUGGGCUGAGCAGCAGAAGCUCCUCUUGGUGCUUUUCCUGGGUAUGUACCUGGUCACCGUGGGUGGAAAUGGGCUCAUCAUUCUGGCCGUUGGCUUGGAUUCUUACCUUCACACCCCCAUGUACUUCUUCCUUGCCAAUCUAUCCUUUCUCAUGGCCUAUGACCAUUUUGUGGCUAUCUGCCACCCCCUGAGCUACACAACCAUCAUGGAACCCAGGCUCUGCAUUUUGCUCACAGUCAUCCCGUGGGUCCUCAGUAAUGCUGUUGCCCUAACACACACUCUCCUGCUCCUUCCAUUGCUCUUCUGUGACAGCAAUGCUCUCCCACACUUCUUCUGUGACUUGGCCCCUCUGCUCAGGCUGUCCUGCUCAGACACAGUCGUCAAUGAGCUUGUGUUGCUUGUCGUGGGCUUAUCAGUCAUCACCUUCCCCUUCUCCCUCAUCCUCUUCUCCUACGUCCGCAUCGUCAGGGCUGUCCUGAGACUCGCAUGCACAGAGGGGAAGUGGAAAGCCUUCUCCACCUGUGGCUCUCACCUGGCAGUUGUCUUACUCUUCUAUGGGACCAUGGUGGGGGUUUACUUCUGUCCCUCGUCCACUCAUCCUAAUGACAGAGAUCAGAUUAGUGCAGUGCUGUUCACUGUGGUGGCACCCAUGAUGAACCCCUUCAUCUACAGCCUGAGGAACAAGGACAUGAAAGGUGCUCUGAGAAAACUCAUCAGUAGGAAAAGGGUUCUUCCUUUGAUGCCCUGGGCAACUGAAUUCCUUUUAUCCCUAUUACAACAUGGAUAA